This is a messenger RNA of Verticillium alfalfae VaMs.102, 849 nucleotides long. RefSeq lists its product as hypothetical. Lineage: Eukaryota; Fungi; Ascomycota; Sordariomycetes; Glomerellales; Plectosphaerellaceae. The transcript has a single exon. The record is from RefSeq and is a predicted model, not a curated record. Bases 1 to 849 code for a protein of 282 amino acids.
AUGUCGAAGCUCGCACCCGGCCUCAAGGCUCUCAUCAACGCGCCUUUUGCGCGAGGCGAUCCGACCGCAGCUCCAGCAAGAAUCCGCGAAGUCUACAGCGCCAUCGCCAGCGACGCCGCGAAGCGAAACGUCGGUCUUAAGCCUUGGGUCGUGCUGUCGACCGCUGCGACAUUCACCCUCAAUGCUCCCGAUGCGCUGCCUGUGCUCCACGAGGUGGCGACAGCCUCCUCGGCUCAUAACGGCAGCAGCAGCGACGCAGCCGUACGAACUGCCGAGCUCAUCCGCGAAGUUGGCCUGAAGUGUAUCUCCUUCAACGGCAUCCCCCGAUCCAUCAACUGCCUCAACGCCUUUCACGCCGCACUUCCCGCCGAAGUGAAGUCGCGCCUCGAGACGCGGCCGAGCCGCGCGCCUGACGAGACAACAGGGCCCCGUGGACGUGCCCUCUGGGACAGCGUAUACGCACCCUUUGAAGACAAGCUGGUUACGAAGCUGGCGACCUCUCACCCGGAUCUACCAGUGCACAUUCUCAACAGCCACUACGGACCGUUGCUGUCUGAGCCGGCAGCUGAGAAGAGGGGCGACCUCGCCGCAACGGGGCGCGUGCUGACGAGCGUUAUCGCUAUUGCGUGCCUCAGGGCGCAGACGGGUGUCGGUCCGCAGGUGCUGAGCCAUGUUUUCGGCCUGCGAAAGGCGAUUGAGGACGGCAGCUACAAGGCGGCGGGCGAGGAAGAGGUGGAGGGUGCCGAGUGGUUGGCUGGAGAUGAGGGUAGCGAGUGGUUGUUGAAGAGCGUGGAUUCCAUAUCGGAGGCGCUAGGUGGUGGGAACUUUGCAGCGAGAGCGAAGUUGUAG